AUGUCUUUUAAGUGCUGGGAUAUCACGAGAACGUCAACAUCACCCAGACUUAUUCCUGAGUGGAAGGACUUGAAACCCCUCUUAAAGGGCAUCCUGAAGGAUAAACAGGCAGUACUGUGGAUACAGAAGAAAGCUGCAGAAAUGGAAGGAGUGAUAAAAAAGAUAAAGUUCCAUGUGGCUCAGGUGCCACCCAUCCAAGCAAUGGUCCACAUAGCUCCCUAUCACAUGUUAAUUGCUUACUGUGAUGACAUGUGCCUGCGGCUCUUUGGGGAUCACCAUCAAGGGCUCAUAUCUCUGGGUAUGGUCCCCUGUCGUUUCUCCAUCAGCUGCCUCAGCUAUGACUCAGAAACUGAGAUGCUUCUCUCUGGUACCCUGGGGGCUGUGGUCACCUGGUUUAUCUUGCCAAAUGGCAGGGGCCUGCAAAUGGCCCAAACUGUGCCUAUGCCUGGUGGUGAGCUUGUUCAGGGCUUUUCCCUGAAUGGCCCCCCGGGCUUCCUGGUGGCUCAUUGUGAGAAUAAGCCGAGAGUCUUCACCCACCAAGGUCAGGGCCAGCUGGAAGAGGUGAAGAAGUUCACUCCUGUCAACAGUGGCUCCACCAUCACCUGCUCCUUCACUUGUUUAUCUCAGGGCUACUUCUAUGUUGGAAACAAGGAUGGAGAAAUCCAUGCUUGGGGUCUAGACAGAGGUAACUUCCUCCACAGCUUCCAGGCUCAUUCCUCAUCAGUGAUAUGUAUCCAAAGCCGGUCAGAGACCUAUACCUUACUAACAGCAGGUGGUGAAGGUGUAGUGAAGGAAUGGAACCUUGCCUUUGGGAACUUGCUGCGGCAGCUGGACAUUGACAAGAACAUGCAGAGACUGCAGUUCAUUGAUAAUAGCACCUUUUUCUGCCAGACUAACCACAAUUUCUCAUUGUAUCACCUACGCUACUUUUAUAGCCUCUUCAAUGUCUGUGGUUCUGCUCCCCAGGAGGUGCGGCGGGUCUGCUGUGGCCAUAAUUGGACUCGGAUCCUAUGUGCCACUAAGGACGGUCUGUUGCGCUUCUUGUCUCCAGUAACGGGAGAUCUCCUGGUUAUCACCUGGCCUCUACUUAUCAUGGAUAAGGCUGUGGCUUGGGCCUAUGACUCACACAGAGAGGAGCUCUUUGUGGCAACAGAUGGUUCAGAGGUGCUGGUGUUUGAUGCAACGCGCUCUCCUUGCACAGCCAAGUAUCUUAUGUGUCCUUCAGUAAACCCUGGGGAUAGAGUCAGAUGCCUGGCCUAUGGGCACUACCAUUUGGGUAAGGGCCUUGUAGGACUGAUGUUCAGUGGGCAUGACAGCGGCACUGUGAGAAUCCUCUCCCACUACAGUUGUGCCCGAGUAGCAAAGAUUCUUCACUCUGGGGCAGUCCUGGCAUUGUCUACCCUGGAGGGUCCCCAGGAGUACUCCUUGGUCUGUUCCUAUGGCAUGGAUAAUAUUGUAUACCUCACAGAAGCUGUGCUGCAGGGGAACAGGGUAGUCCUGCAGCCUGUCAGCAAAAUUAUCUGUGUUUGGCCCCUAAAACACGUGAUACUCUUGCCAGGUUCUGUGGGUGCCAUCACUGAGAACCACCACUGGCAUCUCUGGAGUUAUCAGGACUUCCUGACAUCUCCAGGAUCAAAGCAGAGAUCUGACUUUAAAGAGACAGAAUGCCUGCACCGGUGUGCCAUCACUUCAUUUGAUGUCUGCCUUUCCCUGAAACUUUUUGUCACAGGGGACACUGGCGGCUUAGUCCGGAUCUGGGACUUCCAAGGGAAACUCAUAACUGAGUUGGACUCUGCGUUACAUUUUGGCCCACUCUGCUUUGCCAAUGACCGGGGUGACCUGCUUUUGACUUUCAACCAGAGUCUUUACCUGGUAUCCUGCUUAAAACUGCUCCCUCCAGCCCAGCUAAUUCACCUUACUCUCCUGAACAAUGCAGAUGACAUACAAGAAGCCCCUAAACCCUUCCUGCCUAGCUUCUUCUUUUCAUUUGAAAAAGUAUUUGUACCCAAAUUUGUCUACUAUGGUCAAGGGUUGCAGGAAUUACGGGGGCUAGAGGCCCUUGUUAACAAGCGGAUGAUUGCUUUUGACCAUACUGUGCCCCAUGUUGUGGAGGAAGAGAGGCCUAAGUCCUCUGUGAUGCAGGAGGGACCCACAUUGCAUUUUUUGGAAGAUAAGUAUAUUGAUUUUCCUAUUCUUACUCCCAAGCGUGAUCGUCCCCCCUUCGUGGUUCCUCCUCAGUUGCGACUGGCUGGCUGGGAUGGGUUGAAACCUUACCAGAUAUUACGGUGUUUCUUUGGUCAAGGGCGGCCUUGGCCCUUUCCUCCAGAUGGCUACAUCCCCAACUCAGUGAUCCGUGCCCGUCUUUGGCCUGAAGGUACCCCCGUCUUCUUGCACUGUGAUCUCCACUCAUCCUACCAAGAUAAGGACUGGGACAUGACUGGACUGAGCAGAAGUCAGGCACUGUCACCUGUGACUUCAAUAAAACAGAAAAUCUCAAAGAGGAAACCAGACCAAAAACCCAUGCUGGGAAAACAAACUUUCUUUGAUAUUCUUGUAAACUUGGCCAGUCAAAAUUGGAUGGGAAGAAAACUGGAUGAAGGACUUAUCAAUACUAUAAUUGAGACCAUCCUCAACCUCACAGUUUACUGUUCUAUAGAGCAAUACAAGACGUAUAUCAGUAUCCUGGCACAGAUUUUUGCCUCCCAUCAAGUAUCUCCAAGGUGGCAUUCUGAAACUGCUUGUCGCCUCAUGGAAGACACAACUCAUUCCAAUCCAGAGGUCCGGGAGACAGCCUGGGAGGGACUGGAGAAGCUAGGCUUCAUGAGCCGUUUCUUUGCAAUUCCCCUGGCUGUGGGAUUGAUGGACAGUGAUAAAAAUGUGCGGGCUAAGGCCUUAUACCUUAUGGUAAGAGUCACAGGCAUCCAAACUAAGAGCAUGCUGAUAGCGCUACUGAAGAGACGAGACACUCUCCAGGAAAUGCAGGAAGACUUUAUUGGAGAAAUCUCUCUGGACCAGCUGCUGGGAAUUCAAGCUAGUGGUAUCCAGUACCUGCUUACUCAGGUGGAACAGCGGUUAAAUGAGAACCUGACCUUGUCACACAGAGAGGAGAAACCUCCUUUGGUUUUAGUUAUAUCAAGAGAUCGUGAACUUGAUGAACAAACACUCAAAAUUUGGUCAGAACCUGCAAAGAUCGCCAAACCAGAUCAAAGAAUGACACGUGUUACAGCAAAGAGCAAAAAUCUCAUUAAAAAGGACAUGAAAAUUUCCAGGAAGCAGGGAGAGACAGAAUUGAGCCCUGUGUUGGUGACUUUAGAGCAUGAAGGUGAACAGAGAGAAGCCAAGGAAUCAGAUCAAAUUGACAUUCAGGAUGUUGCCUCAGAGCCAGAGCUGUCGCUAAGUACUCUCAGCCCAGUCACAUCCAAAGAGGAUGCUGAAUCAAAGGAGGUUGUGUUGAAGGCCAAAAAAGUCACAGAACCCACAAAAGCCUUGGAGAUCAAAAAAGCAGUGAAGGCCAGAGAGGCAGUGGAGGCCAUGGGAGUUAUGAAGGCUAUAGAUCAACAGGACAUGAGAGAUUAUGGAAAAGUGAUCCCUGAGGCACAGAGACAAGAACACCUGAAAAAGCUCUGGGAAAGAGCAAUGAAAAAAACCCAUCACAAAGUAAGUGUGAAGUUGAAAGAGAAGAGAAAAUUGAAGGAAAUUCCAGAAACAACUGCAGAAGAGCCCAAGAAAGAAGUUAUACAGGUUGCUGAGCAAGAAGAAGAUGCAACGAAGGUAUUUAGAAAGGAUGGUCAUGGUUUGUCUGGGAUCCCUGGCCGCACGACCAAAUCAGAAACCAGAUCUUGGCGGGAUGACAUUUGCAAUCUUGUGACCUCAAGGAUAGCAAGUUCCAAUCCAGGAAUGUUAAGGGAUCUGAGUCAAGAGUUGGUGAACUGGGCUCAGGCAAUCCUUGCUCCCCAAGAGCCCAGCUGGGAUCUCUUCCAGGAGAUUUGUCCUCUUUUAAAGGACUCAUCAGAACUGGAUGACAUGGAGAUGGAAGAAACACCUGUUGUAACAGAAGUGGUUACAGAGGUUGUCAAGGAAGAAAAGACAGUAGGACUCGGAGAACAAGAACAAAGAGCUAAAAAAAUGUUAAAGAAAGGCAAGGUGUCUUCUAAAGUCAAGAAAAAGAAAGUUGCUUACUUAGAUGAUCACCAAGUAUCAGACAAAAUGAGAUUCCAAAAAGUAAAGAUACUAGCUAUGCAAAAAGGGAAAAUAAUUGGGGAAGCAAGAAAACUGAGUAAGCAGGAUUUGAAAUUAAUGCAGGGAAAAGAGAAACUGACCAAGGACAAGAAAUCGAGCCUUCAAAAAGAAAAAAGAGCUGAGGAGGAAGAAAUAUCACCCAUCUCACAAAAGAAGUUAACCAAGGCAGAGCAGAAAGAGAAAAUUGAGAAAGUGUCCCCCAAAGAAGAGAAAUGGGUCAUGGAAAAAGAGGAUAAAAUCAGCAAGGAAAAAAAACAAUGGGCCCACAAAAGAAAACUAGCCCUACCAGAGGAGAAACAGGCCCAGAAAGAGAGAAUAUGGGGUCAGAAAGAGAGUGACCGAAGAAAACAAUGGGCCUGGAGAAAAGAGAAAUUGUCCCAAGAAGAGAAGAAACAAGCCGGUGAAAUGGACAAAAAGUCCCAGCAAAGACAGGCAAGGGCUUUAGAGAAAAGACUGACUCAGGAAGACAGUAUUAUGGGCAAGGAAGAGAGGCAUAUUGCCAAGAAAGAAAGGGCAAUAGCCAGGGAAGGAAUUGGUGUAACGAAGAGAAAGGAAAAAGCAACUCAAGAAGAGAAAGAAACUAUUGAAGAAGAGGGGAAACUGGCCUAUGACGUUAGGGCCAAGGAGAUGGGUGUUGCUAAGGAAGAAAAGAAAAGAAUCCAAGAGGAGAGUAUACAGGGAAUGAGGAAACUGGAUAUGGGGAUGGGGAUUAGUUCUGAAGGAAGAGAGACUAGUUCCAGAGAAAAAGAUAUAAGGAAGAAAGAGAGUCACCUGAUGCGGAUCCUGGCUAAAAUAAUUAGAGAAAUGAAUAAAGUGCCAUUGAAAGAAACAGGAAUACCUGAGGAAGAUCAAUUGUUUUCUAUGGGAAUGAGUGAAACUGAUGGCCAGAGGUGGGAAUUUUCUAAAGAACCAGAGGAAAUAACCAGAGAAGAGAAGCAGCUGGUUCAGAAAGAGAGAAAACUAGAAGACGACAGACUAGCUACUGAAGAGAGAAUACUGACUGAUGAAGAGGCCUUGGAGGAAGACCAAAGGUUAUUAGAGAAGGUCCAGGAAAAUAUACUAUUAGAUAAAACCCAGGUAGACAGUAUGUUGAAGGAGGCUCAGCAGCAAAAUCUGUUAGGAGAAAAGCAGCUGAAGGAGCUUCUAAAGAUAAUCAAGGAGAAGAAACCAGAAAAGACCCAGAAGAGGGAAAAGAAAGUAAGCCUGAGUGAAGAGGAAUUGGAGGAGAGCUUGGCUGGGAAGCAUAAGAAAAAGAGUUCAACCCAAAUAAGGAAAACGGAAAAGAAACUGACUCAGGAGAAAGAGAAGCUGCAUAAGAAGGUAAAAGAGGGCCCACAUGAGGAAGAGAUGGAGCUCUUCAGCAAGGAGGAAGGUGGGGACCCACACAUGGAGGAGGAGGAGGACCUCAGUGAGGAGGAGGAGAGCCGAAGUGAGGAGGAGAGUCUGAGUGAAGAGGAAGAGGAGGGCCUGAGUGAGGAGGAAGAGGGCCUGAGUGAGGAGGAGAAGAGUCUGAGUGAGAAAGAGAAGAGUCUGAGUAAGAAAGAGAAGGCUCUGCGUGAGAAGAAGAGUCUGAGACAGGAAAGUCAACUUCUUAAAGCAUACCCCGUGACAACAUCAUUGGGAAGACAAGAGGAUGUGCUCUUGGAAAAAGGCAGGGGCAUGUUUUUACAAGUCAUGGGAAUGGAGACACAGACCCCCAAAGGCCUCCACAAGCCAAAGUCUCACUUACUUGAAAUUAUCAGAGAAUCACAGAAACCUAAACGCAGGCCCAAAGAUGGCACCUGGAAGUGGUUCUUAAAGUCUCAGGAUUCUCAAAAGGGCAAGACUGAGGGCCAGGCCCCUGCCCCUGCCCCAACCCCAACCACAGCCCUGUACCCAUCCCUUACCUCUAUGCCAGCUAAAAGGCUUGAUUCCCCAGAUGAGGACUGGAUUAGUAAUGUCUUAGUAAGACUGGAAGCAGGAGAACAACUUUCAAGGGACAGUUUCCAUAGACUGAGCCAACUCCUCAAGCACCUCACUUCAAAGGGAUAUUUGAAACAAACACAUCUGUACAGUCUUAAAGCUGUGGCUAAACGCCUCCAGCAGAACCUACAGGGAGGUCACAGAGAUAUAUCACGAUGCUAUAAAGAUGCUUUGAGCCCAGUAUACAUAAAAGCGAUCCCUCCAAUCAGAAGGAAAGAAAUGGAGAGUUGGGGAGAGCCAUUGCCCAUCCCUACAUCAGCAUUACCAUCAAUGACCUACAGGGUUCAAGAUCCAAAGGCUCUAACUUGGCUUCUUUUAGGAGAGCCUUACAGGAGUGCACGGGCACAGCAGUUAUCCCAUGUUCUCCAAGAGAUGGGAAUGCAACACUUUCAUCCUGCCACAAGAGAUAUUUUCACAGGUGCCCAUGCUUCUGUGGGAAAACAAACUCUGGCACUGAUGUUUCAGAACGAUGUCAGGGCUCUGAAGGGUGAAGGUAGGGCCCUCAAGCUGCCCCAGCUGGAAAAGAAGGCACAGCCUGUCUCUAAAGACAAGGAAGAGCUCCCCCAAUGGGAGACAUUUGUGGCCUUGUACCAUGUUCUGCGGAUGUUGCAGAAGCGAUAUGCGAGAGACAGUGCUGCGUGGAUGGAACAGUUUAAACGUCUCAUGGACUUGUACCAGCUCAAGUCUCCCCGAAUCCAGAGGCUGCUACUGGAGUUGCUGCGGGGAAAGAGACUCCAACCACAACAGAUCAUCUACGAAGACACUGCAAGGAUCAAGGAGUUGGUGCCUGGUGAACGGUUACUCUCUGACCUGUUGUGUGGUAGUUCUCGUACCCCUGCAGGUCCCCUUGAGUUCCAGAAUGUUGUACCCUUGCCUGGGCAGAACAGAGUGCAUACUAUUCAACCCACGGGCAUUGCCCAGUAUGGAUUCUUAGAACUUGCCUGGAAAAGGCUACCAAGGGUCAAUCCUUACCGUAGGGAGAGGCUGCCCAACAUCCCUACCCCCACUCUCUGA
Budorcas taxicolor (takin) is the source of this 7215-nucleotide messenger RNA. RefSeq names its product WD repeat-containing protein 87-like. The transcript has 8 exons. The record is from RefSeq and is a predicted model, not a curated record. Lineage: Eukaryota; Metazoa; Chordata; Mammalia; Artiodactyla; Bovidae. Gene Ontology annotation, molecular function: protein binding. The coding region runs from base 1 to 7215 and encodes 2404 amino acids.